This is a messenger RNA of Sclerotinia sclerotiorum 1980 UF-70, 195 nucleotides long. RefSeq lists its product with no specific name. The transcript has 3 exons. Bases 1 to 195 code for a protein of 64 amino acids. The record is from RefSeq and is a predicted model, not a curated record. Lineage: Eukaryota; Fungi; Ascomycota; Leotiomycetes; Helotiales; Sclerotiniaceae.
AUGUCGAGGUUGGGGACGGGGGAUUGGGAGAAUGGUAGACCAUUUGGUGGAGUAUAUGCUCAGCCUUGGUACCUCUUGCAAAAUUCGGAAUUGUCAUGUCAGAGUAAAUGGGGAAAGAUAAUUGGUGAUGCUAUUGAAGGAUGGAAGGAAGAUCGUGGUAAUGAGGCUGAUACUGCACAAAUACACCAUAUGUGA